GAAUGAUACAGAAUUUUUACAGUUCAGUUUACACACUUGAAAAAUUACAAUUUCGAUAGUAUCUUUAUCAAACUGACCACUAAGAACAUGGCUUCACCUAUGUUAAAGAUUUUAAGGUGCCAUUCAUAUACUUGAAAAACAGAAUGGAGUUCAUCUUUGACGACAUCCAACACCGACCGGAGGGUCGAAACACAGAUUUAUACAACGACCCGGACGUACAGUUAUCCCACAAGGUGUUCAUCGUUAUUGGACUCAUAUACAUCCCGAUCAUAGUCUUCUCCAACAUCCUCAUUUUCUUCGGCAUCCUCCUGUACCCUGGUUUCUACAACAGCAACAAUAUUUUUUUGUUAUCCCUGGCCAUAUUCGACUUCCUGUUGGGGUUCGUCGCCCUGCCUAUCUUGGUCAUGACGCGGGUGCCGUCUUUGAACAGCGUCAUCGCGGGGAAUAAGUACCUCUGCUUGUUUAAAUCCGCAUCCAUUGGGUUUUCAGCUUCCGGGUCGCUGUACUCCUUGUUGAUCAUCUCCGUAGACCGGUACCUGGCUAUUUUGUUCCCCUUGAAAUACAAGACCUGGGUGACGACGGAGCGAGCGGUCAAGGUCGUGGCCGGGCUGUGGGUGUACACGCUGUUCCGCGUGUCGCUACCCGCGUUGGGUUGGAACACGUACAACUCAACCGAGCCCAGGUUAAGCAUGCGCUGCGAGAUGACAAAAUCGCUCCCCUCGCUGUAUAUUACUAUUUUUAUAUCCUACCCCGGGCAAGUUCUUCUUCUGAUUUCAACGUUGAUUAAUAUCCACAUCACGGUGAUCGUUUACAGGCAGAUUAAAUCUUUCAAGAUGGAGAAAUCCGUUUGGACUACGGAACAAAUCCAAACCUUUGACGCUAGGAUCAGCUCGAUAAAAAUCACGCUGGUACUAACGGUCUUGUUUAUCAUCCUAUGGGUGCCGUUUUAUUUAGUCCUCCCUCUCAAACUCAACAACGUCAUCUCUAAAAAAACAGCCGAGAUCAUGCGCACCGCCACGGGGAUCUGCAGCUUCGCCAACUCGAUGGUCAACGCUCCCAUCUACGCGGCGAUGCGAAGCGAGUACCGGAACGUUUACCGCGUCAUGAUCACGACCGUACCGUGGAGAUGGAAACCGGAACUGAAGAAGCUCCACCGCGACCAAAGCUCAGCGUACUCCGCGUCAAUGGCGAGAGAAUCCAGCUUCACCAAAGCCUCGUCGGCAGACCAAGACGAAUUAAAAUUCGACGCGGUGUCGCUGUGCGAGAAAAACAACGGGACGGUCCCCGGUUCAGAAAAAGGUAGCAGAUAUAGUAAAAGUAGUAUCAGGACCGUCGACCCGGCUGUUGGGUCAAGCGCCGACCCGAAGAAAUACAACAAGGAAAGAUUGCCUCUGAGAAGCGAAGUAGUCGAGGCUGUGAAUGAUUCGCUCCUGGAGAAUAAAAUUGAUAGAAAAUACACGACGUACGAGAUCAAACCUUUGGGGUCACAGACGGACGAAAGGUCGCGGUCUUCGUCCGGGUAUACAGGCAACAAACUUGAUCUGGAUACUACGUAUUUUAUUGUCAAGCCUACAAAGUAAAAACAAUA
Physella acuta is the source of this 1588-nucleotide messenger RNA. Its product is annotated as adenosine receptor A2b. Lineage: Eukaryota; Metazoa; Mollusca; Gastropoda; Physidae. Gene Ontology annotation, biological process: G protein-coupled receptor signaling pathway. The record is from RefSeq and is a predicted model, not a curated record. Gene Ontology annotation, molecular function: G protein-coupled receptor activity. Gene Ontology annotation, cellular component: membrane.